GCAGCCCCACCGCAGCGACAGGCGGGGCCGAGGCCAGCUGGAGGGGCCGCCUUCCGAGCGGGGGCGGGACCAGCACCCACCGGGCCGACGCCCCUGGGCGGACUCAGAGCAGUCGCGGCGGGCGCCCGGCAGGUGUCCAGACUGAAUGUGGCCCGGGUCGCAGAGGCGGCACCACCUAUCCUGGUCCCGUCGUGGCGCCCAGAACUCCGCAGAGGACGCGACGAGGAGCCGGCGGCGGGACUGCUGGGCGCCCGUAGCGCCAGUUAAACAUUAACCCUCCGCUCCCCGGGUCCCCGUGCUGCCUGGAGCUGCGCUCCGCCCCGGCUUCCCAGGAGGGUGGGGCGGAGCGCCCUGAACUCGCACUGCGCACCCCUCAUCGAGCACCCCCUCCACCAGAGGCACCAUGCCCGGCCUGUACUGCCCCUCCAGCUGGACGCCGCUGCCCCUCACGGACUCCUGGGUUCGGGCCUGCGCCAAUGGACCCUGCCUCAGCCUGCGGGCCCGGCUCACCUACCACAACCCACAGCCGCAGCCUGUGGACGGCGUGUUUGUGUACCCGCUGGCCGAGGCCGAAGUGGUUUCGGGCUUCGAGGCGGAGGCCGCAGGACGGCGCGUCUCCUUCCAGCUGCAGAGCCGGCGCCGCUCGCAGGCCGCCUGCUGCCGCGCGGUGGGCCCCGCGCUGGGGGCCUCAACACCCCGCCGCUGUGCGCAGGGUCAUCUUGUCUUGGAUCUGGCCCAGGCCCGGUCCACACUCGUGCUGCCCACAGGCCUCAUCGCCGCAGCCGGCACCAUGACAGUGACCCUGCGCAGCAGCCGGGAGCUGCCCUCCAGGCCUGACGGGGUGCUGCGCGUGGCCCUGCCCUCCGUGCUCACCCCUCUGGCCCCGCCAGGCCCGCUGGGGCCCCCCAGGCCUCCGGGGCUCUGUGACGACAGGUUGGGCCUAUGCCCCACCAGCUGCUUCGGAAUGGGCAGCCCUGAGGGGGAUGGGCCAGCCUGGGAGGAGCCAGCUGCCCCUCGGGACGUGUUCUCAGGCCCUGCCCGUUGCCCGGCCCCGUACACCUUCUCCUUCGAGAUGCUGGUGACUGGGCCAUGCCUGCUGGCAGGCCUGGAGAGCCCCUCUCACGCUCUGCGGGCAGAUGCCCCCCCUCAUGCCAGCUCUGCAGCCACCAUCUGUGUCACACUGGCAGAGGGCCACCACUGCGACCGGGCCUUGGAGAUCCUGCUGCACCCCAGUGAGCCCCACCAGCCACACCUGAUGCUGGAGGCCGGCAGGCUGAGCUCAGCAGAAUACGAGGCCCAGGUGAGGGCCCGCCGGGAUUUCCAGAGGCUGCAGCGAAGGGACAGUGAGGGGGACCGGCAGAUGACUACAAAAGGGUGCCCCCUCUGGGUGGAAUGGAUUGAGAAAGUCUCCGGGGCUAGGUCCUGCUGCCAGCCUAGGUCGGAGUUGCACUCAGCCUGGCCCAGGAUGACUCGGGGCUCCCGUGCUCAGGUGUGGUUCCUGCAGCGACGCUUCCACAAGGACAUCCUGCUGAACCCCGUGCUGGUGCUGAGCUUCUGCCCGGACCUGAGCUCCAAGCCUGGACACCUGGGCACAGCUACUCGGGAGCUCCUCUUCCUGUUGGAUGGCAGCAGCAUGGCACACAAGGCCUGUGGGGGCACGGUGUGGGCAGGCCUGGGGUUGGGUGCAGCAGUGGGUCUGAGGUGGGCUGGGGGGCAGCCUCCCGAAGACACACACACACACACACACACACACACACACACACACACCCCUCUCUCUCCUUCUCAUGCUCAUACAUACAUGCAUUUCUCCCAGAUUCCAAGAGCCUCUUUCAUAUGUAAAGUUACAUUCAGUCACACCGAAUCUCAAACCCAAGGAUUCACAUACACCUCCAGGGUCACAUACACAAUCGUCUCUCACACAGAGUCUCCCUCACAUGCCGGGGUCUCACUUACAGUCUCACACACACAGAGCCUCACCCAGAUUACCCCUCAUUUUACACACGGCCUGGAGAAAGCAAGCAAUCUGGCAUCCCUUGUUCUCUACCGGUGCCAAUGGGGCCUGCCUCACCCUGCCCUCCCUGGCUCUCCCCAGGAUGCCAUCGUUUUGGCUGUGAAGUCGCUCCCGCCCCAGACACUCAUCAACCUGGCCACGUUUGGCACAUUGGUGCAGCCCCUCUUCCCAGAGAGCCGGCCUUGCAGUGAUGAAGCUGUGCAGCUGAUCUGCGAGAGCAUGGAGAUGCUGCAGGCUGCGGGCGGCCCCCCGGACGUGAAGUCUGCGCUGGACUGGGCCCUGGGGCAGCCCCAGCACAGGGCCCACCCUCGGCAGCUGUUCCUGCUCACCGCUGCCUCGCCCAUGGCUGCUGCGACCCACCAAACCCUGGAGCUCAUGAGGUGGCACAGGGCGGCAGCCAGGUGCUUCUCCUUUGGGCUGGGACCUGCCUGCCGCCAGCUGCUGCAGGAUCUGUCUGCCCUCAGCAGGGGCCAGGCCUACUUCCUGAGGCCUGGGGAAAGGCUGCAGCCCAUGCUGGUGCAGGCCCUGCGGAAGGCACUGGAGCCCGCGUUGAGUGACAUCUCUGUGGACUGGUUUGUGCCCGAUGCGGUGGAGGCGCUGCUGACGCCCCGGGAGAUCCCAGCGCUCUAUCCCGGGGACCAGCUGCUCGGUUACUGCUCGCUCUUCAGGGUGGACGGCUUCCGGUCCCGCCCCCAAGGGGGCCAAGAGCCUGGCUGGCAGAGCUUGGGCAGCUCCGUGUUCCCAUCCCCAGAGGAAGCACCAUCUGCCACCAGCCCUGGCACCGAGCCCACUGGCACCUCAGAGCCACUGGGAACAGGCACUGUGUCAGCAGAGCUGUCCAGCCCGUGGGCUGCUGGGGACUCAGAUCGGAUAGGUGCUGAUGCUCUGACAGACCCAGUCACGGACCCUGGACCUAACCCCUCUUCUGACGCAGCCAUAUGGCGCCGCAUCUUCCAGUCCUCGUACAUCCGGGAGCAGUAUGUGCUUACCCACUGCUCUGCCAGCCCAGAGCCGGGCCCAGGCUCCACAGGCAGCAGCGAGUCCCCCGUCUCCCAGGGCCCUGGGUCCCCCGAAGGCAGUGCUCCCCUGGAUCCCCCUUCUCAGCAGGGCUGCCGCAGCCUGGCCUGGGGAGAAUCUGCUGGCUCCCACUCCUGCCCCCUGCCUCCACCCCCACCGGCUCCAGUCAAGACUGGGGCCUUGAGUACUGAGGUGUUGGGCCGUCGACGCAGAGCGGCUCUAACUGGCCGAAGCCUCUCAUCCCCCCCAGGCCGGGUGAACUCAGUCCCUGGCCAUCUCCGGCACCCCUCUCUGGGGGUAGCACCAGAUGGGCCAGGCCCUGAGCCAGGGCAGCUGCUGGGACAGGGCCUGGAUGACUCAGGAAGCCUGCUCUCCCCAGCCCCCAUGGACUGGGACAUGUUGAUGGAACCACCCUUCUUGUUCACGGCUGUUCCCCCCAGUGGGGAGUUGGCCCCUCCAGCAAUACCACUGCCUCCCCAGCCUCCACGCUGCCAUGUGGUGAUCCGGGCCCUGUGCGGGGAGCAGCCUAUGAGCUGGGAGGUGGGCGUUGGGCUGGAGAUGCUGUGGGGGCCUAGGGACGCUGGCUCACUGCCUCCGUCACCCCCUGAAAGAGAAAGUGCUUGGGACCAAGCACUCCAUCGACUGACAGCAGCUUCCGUGGUCCGGGACAACGAGCAGCUGGCUCUCCGAGGACGGGGCGAGACCAGGGCUGACCGGGGUCAUGCCCGGAGGUCCUGGCUCCGAGCCCUUCAGACAAGCAAGGUCAGCUCUGCCCCUUCCUGCUUCACUUGCCCUGUAGCUGUGGAUGCUACCACCAGAGAGGUCCUACCUUCAGCCCUGCAGGUGCAGAGCUCAGAGCCAGCCGAACCCCCGGGCACCCCUCCUGCCUCUCAAGGUCAUCUAGAUGCAGCUCCUCUGCCCCCAGUCGUCCACUCUAAAGGCGGCUGGGAGCCGGACCAAACUGGCAACUCCAGUUCUGCUUUGGGGGACCACGCAGCCCCCAUCGGAGGUCCUCAUCGUCUGCCCCCCGAGCCUCCCUCUCGGCUCAGCCUGGGCCGUCGGAAGGCCAGAGGCCCAGACAGCCAUAGACUCUGCAGCCCCAACACGGGCCAAGCCAGUGACAGCAACAGUGAAGGCAGCAACCACGACUACCUGCCCUUGGUGCGCUUGCAGGAGGCGCCCGGCUCCUUCCGCCUAGACGCGCCCUUCUGCGCAGCGGUGCACAUCUCUCGGGAGCGCCUGUGCCGUGCCUCGCCCUUCGCUGCACAUCGCGCCAGCCUCAGCCCCACCUCGGCCUCCUCUCCCUGGGCACUGCUGGGCCAUGGUGCUGGCCAGGGUGACAGUGCCACGGCCUCUUGCAGCCCAUCCCCCAGCUCGGGCUCCGAGGGUCUAGGCCAGGUGGACAGUGGCCGGGGCUCAGACACCGAGGCCUCGGAGGGGGCAGAAGGGCCUGGUGGUGCCGACCUGCGGGGCCGGACUUGGGCCACUGCUGUGGCGCUUGCGUGGCUGGAGCACCGCUGUGCCGCGGCCUUCGGCGAGUGGGAACUGGCGGCAGCUAAGGCUGACUGUUGGCUGCGGGCCCAGCACCUGCCCGACGGCCUCGACCUGGCCAACCUCAAGGCCGCAGCCCGGGGUCUCUUCCUGCUGCUGCGCCACUGGGACCAGAACCUGCAGCUGCACCUGCUGUGCUACAGCCCAGCAAACAUGUGAGGGUCACCGGUUGCUCUGGCUGGCACCCCCCAACAAACUCAAGUCACUGCCACCCAGAGCCAGCCUCUUGGUGCUGGGAAGGGGUGGGUGACAGUCCACCCCUACUGCUUCUCAUUCCCUUCACAAAAUCCUCUUGCCCCACAGAAAGUGCCUGCCUGUGCUCUCUCCUGCUCCUCCCACCCCAUGCCCCUUCCCCUCUGAGCUCUGUGCAGUGCAGUAGAAGGGGAGAGAGCCACAGUCCCUAAAUCCUAUGCAAUAAAGUGCCUCUUAGGACUGUC
Balaenoptera musculus (blue whale) is the source of this 5016-nucleotide messenger RNA. RefSeq names its product von Willebrand factor A domain containing 5B2 (gene VWA5B2). The coding region runs from base 404 to 4738 and encodes 1444 amino acids. The record is from RefSeq and is a predicted model, not a curated record. The transcript has 20 exons. Lineage: Eukaryota; Metazoa; Chordata; Mammalia; Artiodactyla; Balaenopteridae.